AUGGCAAUCAAGUGGCAGUUCAACCUAAGUCGAGCACCUUGGUGGGGUGGGCAGUAUGAAAGAUUGAUAGGUCUUAUCAAACAAGCGCUGUAUAAAUCUAUCGGUAACGGCCAUCUUACUUGCACAGAGUUGGAAGAAGUGAUCUUGAACAUAGAGGUGGCUCUGAACAACCAUCCCCUCAGUUAUGUUGAAGAUGAUGCACAACUACCACUGCUGACACCUAACAUCUUACAGUUUGGACGCCCGAACAUCCUUCCAGAGCAAAGGAAUCAACACAUCGAGGAUGAUGAUCUGCGGAAACAAGCAAGGUACAUCAAACGGUGCAAAGACGUCAUGUGGAAGAGAUGGUCGUCCGAGUACCUCAAAAGUCUCCGAGAAAGACACAACAUGAAAAACGGUGAGAAGGUGAUACGGUUGAACAUAGGAGAUGUCGUCAUUGUGAAAAGCGAAGAGAAAAAUAGAAGGAAAUGGAGAUUGGGUAUCGUGCAAAGCCUCAUCACGGGUAAGGAUGAAAUCGUGCGAGGAGCAAGACUAGCUGAUGUCCCAGAGUUCCGACCAAAACGAAACGCUGCAGCGAUAGCAGAGUGUCGCAUCAAGGACAUUGGUGAAAACAAAGAUGAUUAG
Molecule: messenger RNA, 624 nt
Organism: Dendronephthya gigantea
Lineage: Eukaryota; Metazoa; Cnidaria; Anthozoa; Malacalcyonacea; Nephtheidae
Exons: 2
Coding region: 1-624 (207 amino acids)
Molecular function (GO): nucleic acid binding
Source: RefSeq, a predicted model, not a curated record